Scaptodrosophila lebanonensis is the source of this 943-nucleotide messenger RNA. RefSeq names its product putative inner dynein arm light chain, axonemal (gene Dnali1). Lineage: Eukaryota; Metazoa; Arthropoda; Insecta; Diptera; Drosophilidae. Gene Ontology annotation, cellular component: filopodium; axoneme. The coding region runs from base 78 to 827 and encodes 249 amino acids. The record is from RefSeq and is a predicted model, not a curated record. The transcript has 3 exons. Gene Ontology annotation, molecular function: dynein heavy chain binding.
GACGGCCAAUACACAACAACAUAUUAGUAAAUUUUUAAAACAUAAAAAAAGCAUAGCAAAAUUUUAACAAACGCAAAAUGGAGCAACCAGAGAUUCAAAGCGUGGGCCAGUUCCAAACGCUGGUGCGAUAUAAUAAUCCAGUCCUAGUGGUCAAACAUCCCGAUAAAAAGGGCGCACCACUCACAGAGCUGGAAAUGAAAAGGCCCCAAACCGCUGGCGCCCUGUUGGAUACUAAAAAAGAGACUGAGGAGAUUUUGAAUUCAAUUCUACCACCACGUUGCUGGGAGGAAGACGGACAACUGUGGCAACAAUCGGUGUCCAGCACUCCGGCCACACGUCAGGAUGUUAUUAACUUGCAGGAAAUGCUGGACACCCGUCUUCAGCAGACACAGGCCCGCGAAACAGGCAUUUGUCCCAUACGUCGUGAACUAUAUUCUCAAUGUUUUGACGAGAUCAUACGCCAGGUGACUAUUAAUUGUUCGGAGCGCGGCUUGUUGCUUCUACGCAUUCGUGAUGAGAUUGCCAUGUCUAUGGAGGCCUACGAGACGCUCUAUUGUAGCUCCGUGGCCUUUGGCAUGCGCAAGGCUUUGCAGGCACACGAGGAAAAGGAAAUGUUACGUGAUCGUGUUAAGUCCUUGGAACUGGACAAAGAGGCCCUUGAGGAGAUUAUUGCGGAUAUGAAGCUCAAACAGGAGCAAUCAGAGCGUCGCAAUGCCGAGUUGCGAGCCUCGGAGGAGAAGAAGUUCACGGAGGAAAUUCAAUUCCUUAAGAAAACAAACGCACAACUGAAGGCACAACUUGAGGGCAUUACGGCGCCAAAGAAGUAAACCGUUCAUUAGAUUAUCAAAUAAAAUGUAUGCGCGUGUGUUUAUUUGUGUGUGUAUUUGUCAGAUUGAAUGUAUUGUUAACAACUAUUUAAAUUAAAUAAUUGGCCAGCAGCUAA